AUGGACACCUCCGCACCCAUCGACAUCGAACUCACCCUAACGCACCACGGCAAACCCAUAACCCUUACAUUCGCGCAAGAUGCCACUGUCGUUGACCUCUCAGAGCGCGUCGCCUCCGAACUCUCAAUACCCCCGUCAAACCAGAAAUACCUCGUCUCCCCCAAAAUCGGCCUCCUCAAGCCGCCCUUCAAAGACCCCACGCUCCCGCUCUCUUCCCUCCAAGGAAAGAAGAUAAACCUCAUGGGCAGCACAACCUCCGAAAUCACCUCCUCAACGCCUCCAUCUCCCAAGCCGCCGCCCCGCGCCGCCCCAGCCCCAUAA
Messenger RNA from Didymosphaeria variabile, 321 nucleotides. RefSeq lists its product as uncharacterized. The coding region runs from base 1 to 321 and encodes 106 amino acids. Gene Ontology annotation, molecular function: proteasome binding. The record is from RefSeq and is a predicted model, not a curated record. NCBI's taxonomy places the organism in Eukaryota, Fungi, Ascomycota, Dothideomycetes, Pleosporales, Didymosphaeriaceae. The transcript has a single exon.